AUGGCUCCUACUCGGCCAAACACCGCAACGUCAGCGUUCUAUCGAGCAGAUUCGGACGCCACCUAUGAUCUUGACGACCACGCGCUCUUGUGGUGGCGGUCUUCUGGGCACGCGCUGGCCGUUCUACUUGACAAAGCCGGGUACUCAGACGAUGCACAAUUUCGACUGCUGAAGUUCAUACGAGCUGUCACUCCCAGCUUGGGCCGGUUUCCCCUGUCUGGGAAACCGAAAUGGAGGAGCUUCAUGACGGAUGACCAUACCCCGAUCGAGUUGAGCUGGGACUGGGGCACUGCUGGGAAACCACCCAAGAUACGCUUCUCCAUUGAACCUGUCGGACCGCACGCAGGCACGUCACUCGAUCCCGACAACAAGAGUGCUGCCUAUGGGUUCUUGGAGAUGAUGGUCCAGCUGCUACCCGCGACUCACAUGGAUUGGCUCAAUCAUUUUCGACAACGACUAUGCGGGGCAGACGUCCGAGGUUGCAUAGAAGGACACGCGACAAAGGAGUUCUAUGCCUUCGACCUUGGGGAGGCCGACAUAGUCAGCAAAGCAUACUUCUUCCCGGGAUACGAAGCGAAAAGAACCGGUCAGACAAACAUGGACGUUAUCCUACAGACGAUCAUGUCGGCACCGGGGAGCACGUCGGAGAUCGCUCAAGCCCUCAACGUCUUCCAGGAUUAUGUCCAAGAUUCCACCACCCCGCCCCUAGAAAUGGAUAUGCUAGCCACGGAUCUAGUGGAUGAAACUGCGUCUCGAUUCAAGAUCUACUUUCGCGUCCGAGCAAGCAGUUUUGCCUCAAUGCAAGAUACUAUGACAUUGGGUAACCGACUGAAUCAUCCUGGAAUGCAACCGGCACUGGAAGAUCUACGAGAAUUCUAUCAUGCUUCACGGAGCCAGGAUUGUUACAUCCCUUCAGAUGAUGUGAAUAUAAUAGCAAACGACCACCGAACAGGUGGUAUGCUCUACUAUGUCGAAUUUAGAUCCGGAAGCCCCAUGCCCAUGGUCAAGGUGUACAUACCAGUACGGCAUUAUGCCGAGAGCGAGGAAACCAUCAUCAAUGCUCUGGAUCGGCAUCUGUGCCGCAUUCAAUCUCCAAACUCAGAGAUGAUUGCUAAUUAUAAAGAUGCGAUGAAGGCAAUAUUGUAA
Molecule: messenger RNA, 1146 nt
Organism: Clonostachys byssicola
Lineage: Eukaryota; Fungi; Ascomycota; Sordariomycetes; Hypocreales; Bionectriaceae
Source: the annotation of a GenBank genome assembly